Messenger RNA from Dendroctonus ponderosae (mountain pine beetle), 1939 nucleotides. RefSeq names its product serine/threonine-protein phosphatase 5 (gene PpD3). Lineage: Eukaryota; Metazoa; Arthropoda; Insecta; Coleoptera; Curculionidae. Gene Ontology annotation, cellular component: cytosol; nucleus. The record is from RefSeq and is a predicted model, not a curated record. The transcript is spliced from 9 exons. Bases 171 to 1643 code for a protein of 490 amino acids. Gene Ontology annotation, molecular function: protein serine/threonine phosphatase activity; protein binding.
UUUGCUACCAACCCCUAGAGGUAGCACAAAAAAUUCCCAAAAGCAUAGCGAAACGUCAAAUUUCCAAGGGUCAAAAUCAUGCAUCGCGCUUGAAUUUUCAUUUUUUAGUUUGUAGAACAUUUAAAAUACCCAUUUUUCUUUUGCAAAGUUGAAAAUAGACACUUUUUACCAUGAGUACCGACACAAAGGAUACACCAUCGGUAUCACCCGAAGACGUAGAAUUGGCCGAAACAUUCAAAAACGAGGCAAACGAGUAUUUCAAAAAACAGAGCUACAAUGCUGCCAUUGAACUAUACACGAAAGCAAUCGAAAAGAAUCCAAAUGUGCCCGUUUAUUAUUCGAAUCGAAGUUUUGCCUACUUGAAGACUGAAUGUUUCGGGUACGCGCUGAAUGAUGCCACCAAGUCGAUCGAACUCGAUCCGACGUACGUGAAAGGUUUCUAUAGAAGAGCUGACGCCCAUAUGUCUAUGGGCAAGUGGAAGUUGGCUCAAAAGGACUAUGAAUAUGUAACCAAAGUAAGACCAAACGAUAAAGACGCCAAACUUAAGUUAAAUGAAUGCAGCAAGGUGGUGAAAAAGUUGGCCUUCGAAAAAGCCAUCUCAGUAGAAGAUAAAAAGAAAUUUAUAGCUGACACGAUAAAUUUGGAUGCUAUGACAAUUGAAGAUAAUUAUUCGGGCCCCCAGCUUGAAGAUGGCAAAGUUACCGAACAAUUCAUGAAGGAAUUGAUGCAGUUGUACAAAGAUCAAGGAACGUUGCAUAGGAAAUUUGCGUUUAAGAUUCUGUUAGACAUCAAAAAGUAUUUCAUGGCUCAGCCGUCCCUGGUAGACGUGACAAUCCCCGAUAAAGAAAAGUUUACUGUAUGCGGCGAUAUACACGGUCAAUUCUAUGACUUGAUGAAUAUUUUCGAACUUAACGGGUUGCCCUCGAAGACCAAUCCCUACUUGUUCAAUGGAGACUUUGUAGAUCGAGGCUCGUUUUCCGUUGAAUGUAUUUUCACAUUAUUUGGAUACAAAUUGCUGUACCCCGACCACUUUUACAUGUCCAGAGGCAACCACGAAAGCGCCACGAUGAAUCAAAUGUACGGCUUCGAUGGCGAAGUGAAGUUCAAAUACAAUGCUCAAAUGGCCGAGUUAUUUACCGAAGUAUACAACUGGCUGCCUUUAGCUCAUUGCUUAAACAAGCGAGUACUUGUGAUGCACGGAGGGCUAUUUUCCCGCGAUGAUGUUACACUAGAUGAAAUUAGGACUAUCGAGAGAAACCGACAGCCGCCCGAUGAGGGCCCCAUGUGUGAAUUGUUAUGGUCCGAUCCACAGCCCCAAGAUGGGCGCGCGCCCAGCAAACGGGGCGUAGGAUGCCAGUUCGGACCCGAUGUUACUCACGCGUUUAUCAAACUGAAUAAGCUGGAUUACAUUAUUCGAAGCCAUGAAGUGAAGGACUCGGGGUACGAGGUUGCUCAUGAGGGGCGGUGCAUCACAGUGUUUUCGGCUCCAAACUAUUGUGAUACCAUGGGAAACAAGGGCGCUUUUAUAAAUCUAACUGGUGAAAGUAUGGUUCCUAAAUACAUUGUCUACGACGCGGUGCCACACCCUGACGUAAGGCCCAUGAUGUACUCCACCAAUUCAUUGAUGUAUCGACUCUGCUAGUACCUGCUAGUACCUGCUAUUUAAGCGUAGUCUAAUUUAUAGUCGGAUUAUCAAUCAAUCAAUUUUCUACACACACAUAUUAGGGUAAUUGAAUAAUUAGUGAAUAUUAAAAUUUCAGAACUUAAAUUUCCAAUUUGUUGGUGAUGUCAAUAAGUUUGUGUUAUACUUGCCAUCGCAAGUAGCUCUUUAUUUACACAAACUGAAAAUUGCGUUUUCUCCCAUCAUUAAUUAUUAUUAUUAUUAUUAUUAUCAUAUAGAACUUGCAUUGAACAAUUACACGAUAUAUAUCCGUUUAA